GAGCCCCCUCCAGAGGCCGUACUGUCUUAUUAACAUGUUUACUUCCAUGCUGGGAUGUACAGAAGGUCCCAGCUGAGGCUACCCUCUGGAUCCCAAUGGCAAGGUCCAGGGUGGUCCUGCUUGUGCAGCCAAAAUGAAGUUCAAUCCCUUCGUGACCUCGGACCGCAGCAAGAACCGCAAAAGACACUUCAACGCACCCUCACACAUCCGGCUCAAGAUCAUGUCGUCCUCACUCUCCAAGGAGCUGAGGCAGAAAUACAACUUCUGCUCCAUGCCCAUCCGGAAGGACGACGAGGUCCAGGUUGUUCGUGGACACUACAAAGGCCAGCAAAUUGGCAUGGUAGUGCAGGUUUACAGAAAGAAAUACGUCAUCUACAUUGAGCGUGUGCCGCAUGAGAAAGCUAAUGGCACAACUGUUCAUGUGGGCAUUCGCCCUAGUAAGGUAGUUAUCACUAGAGUAAAACUGGACAAAGAUCGUAAAAAGAUUCUUGAGCGUAAAGCCAAAUCCCGACAAGUUGGAAAGGAGAAGGGCAAAUAUAAAGAAACCAUUGAGAAGAUGCAAGAAUAAAGUGGUCUGUU
Molecule: messenger RNA, 579 nt
Organism: Dromiciops gliroides (monito del monte)
Lineage: Eukaryota; Metazoa; Chordata; Mammalia; Microbiotheria; Microbiotheriidae
Product: 60S ribosomal protein L26-like
Exons: 2
Coding region: 134-568 (144 amino acids)
Biological process (GO): ribosomal large subunit biogenesis; cytoplasmic translation
Cellular component (GO): ribosome; cytosolic large ribosomal subunit
Molecular function (GO): structural constituent of ribosome; RNA binding
Source: RefSeq, a predicted model, not a curated record